AUGCCUGUCGCCUCAGCGUAUCCUUCAAUGGACAUUCCAAAUGUCGACCUUUGGACGUUUCUUUUUGAGCGCAAGGACAGGGCUUUUCCAGAUGAUAAGGUCAUCUACAGAGACGCUGAGACCAAGCGAUUCUAUACAUUCCAAGAUGUAAAGGAAACAGCUCUCGCUUUCGGCAGAGGUCUGAAAGCCGUGCUGGAUUGGAAGAAGGGAGACGUGCUUGCCUUGUUCACCCCAAAUUGCAUCGAUACUCCAGCGGUGACAUGGGGAACGCACUGGGCUGGGGGCGUCGUGUCCCCCGCGAACCCAGCAUACACGGUGGCAGAGCUAGCUUUCCAGCUGAAGAACGCGGGGGCCAAGGCGCUCAUCACGCAGAUGGCUCUGCUACCCGCUGCCACAGCCGCUGCUAAGGAGGCGGGGAUCUCAGAAGAUCGUAUCAUCCUCAUCGGUGAUGAGCGUGACCCGCAGGCCAAGUUCAAGCAUUUCUCUUCAAUCAGAAACAUUUCCGGGGCGGCCAGGUACCGGAAGGCCAAGAUUAACCCGGCGACGGACCUGUCAUUCCUCGUUUACUCGUCGGGGACGACCGGAGUGCCCAAGGGAGUCAUGCUGAGUCAUAGAAACAUUGUCGCCAACUCGCUCCAGCUCGCUGCGGGAGAGAACAAUAAUUUGACCUGGAAUGGCGGUACUGACGGGAAGGGAGACCGGAUCCUGGCGUUUCUGCCAUUCUACCAUAUCUACGGUUUGACCUGUUUGGUCCACCAGACCAUCUACCAAGGGUACGAGUUGAUUGUCAUGCCCAAAUUCGACAUCGAGAAAUGGUGCUCGCAUGUGCAGAACUACCGCAUCACCUUCAGCUACGUCGUGCCUCCCGUCGUCCUGCUGCUGGGCAAGCACCCCAUUGUCGAUAACUAUGAUCUCUCGAGUCUUCGGAUGAUGAACUCGGGUGCUGCACCGCUUACGCAGGAGCUUGUGGAGGCGGUACACAACCGGAUCAAGACUCGGAUCAAGCAGGGGUAUGGGCUCAGCGAAACCAGUCCCACUACACACACCCAGCUGUGGGAGGAAUGGCACACCAGCAUUGGCUCCGUAGGCAAGAUGCUGCCCAACAUGGAAGCCAAGUACAUGACUAUGCCGGAAGAUGGCUCUGAACCCCGCGAAGUGCCCGUCGGUGAGGUGGGUGAGCUGUACCUGCGGGGACCCAACAUUUUCCUGGGCUAUCACAACAACCCAGAGGCAACGGCCAACUGCCUUUCCGAGGACGGUUGGUUCCAGACAGGAGACGUGGGCUACCAGGACAAGAACAACAACUUCUACAUCACGGAUCGGGUUAAGGAGCUCAUCAAGUACAAGGGUUUCCAGGUGGCUCCGGCAGAGCUGGAAGGAAUUCUGGUAGAUCAUGAAUCGGUUGAUGACGUCGCGGUUCUUGGUGUGGAAAGCGAGGCCCACGGAACCGAGGUACCGCUUGCGUAUAUUGUGCGAAACGUGAAGAGCAAGAACUCCAACCUCACGGCGGAACAGGCGGCCACCAACAUCGUCCAGUGGCUGGACGCCAAGGUUGCAUACCAUAAGAGGCUGCGCGGGGGCGUGAGAUUUGUGGACGAGAUCCCCAAGAGUCCCAGUGGAAAGAUUCUGCGUCGGGUGCUCAAGAAGCAGGCCAAGGAGGAUGCUAGCAAGGCCUUUGGGGCAGCUGCUCCCAAAGCCAAGCUGUGA
Molecule: messenger RNA, 1707 nt
Organism: Aspergillus clavatus NRRL 1
Lineage: Eukaryota; Fungi; Ascomycota; Eurotiomycetes; Eurotiales; Aspergillaceae
Product: acyl--CoA ligase
Exons: 3
Coding region: 1-1707 (568 amino acids)
Biological process (GO): secondary metabolic process
Molecular function (GO): CoA-ligase activity
Source: RefSeq, a predicted model, not a curated record